Messenger RNA from Zea mays, 1717 nucleotides. Its product is annotated as Alpha/beta hydrolase related protein. The record is from RefSeq and is a predicted model, not a curated record. The coding region runs from base 631 to 1281 and encodes 216 amino acids. NCBI's taxonomy places the organism in Eukaryota, Viridiplantae, Streptophyta, Magnoliopsida, Poales, Poaceae. The transcript is spliced from 3 exons.
CCGGUUCUAUGGGCCCGAUUUGCUCGUUAUAUUUUUGCUCGUCAGAACCGAGCGAACACUUGUACUAGUUACCGAUACAAACCGAAAUAUUCGGGUACGAGUUCUUAAAAAAAAAGGUGGUCACACGACUACGAGUCGAAGACCUACCUACCCACGACGAGGCCACGACCAGACCACGAGUCCAACCAGAAAGGAAAAUCAGGAACCUGUUCCGCCGUUCCGGUUCACACGCACUCUGCCGGGUGUCCGGGACAUGAGAGCCAAUCCGAGGCUUGCACCCACACCGAAGCUUCUGCGCGUACGUGGCGCGGCGUUUUAAGGCAGGGCCGGCGAGCAGUUGCUGCCUGGAUGCCUGCUACUAUACUACCGCGCGCGCGCAGGACAGGUCAAACCAAACCCGCGAGUCGCGACGCCGCACCCCCCGCCCCACGUCCCCCUCAACCGUCCGACGGCUUCAACGCGGCGAAGCAACCACAGACGAGCUGCUAGCUGCCUGGCCGCGUGUCCGCACCCGCACCCGCAUCCGCUUCCCUUCCCAUAAAAAAGACUCCGGCGCGCAGCCCCACCGCCUGAUCACCGGGGUCGCCCGUUCGUCUUGUCUAGCGACCAGCGCGCCCAGGCCGCCCGGCCAUGGAGAAGAAGCUGCUGCUGCCGCUGGCGGUGGCGCACAAGCACGCGCACGGAGGCGGCGGGGAGCGGCCGUGGGCGCGGCCGUGGCGGUGGGCCAAGACCGCCUUCUUCGUCGCGGCGAUGCUGGCAUCGCUCCUGCUCGUCUGCGCGCCGCCGCUGCUCGUCGUGCUCCUCGACCUCGCGCUCCCGCCGGCGCUCCUCCUCCGCGGCGGGGAUGGCGGCGGCGGCUCGCUCGCGCUGGCGGUCGUGGCCCAGGCGCGGGCGUUCGACUUCCGCUCCUCGCUCGUCGACCUGCCCGCCGUCUCCGCGGCGCGCGCGCUGCUCAUCCUCUGCGCGUACGUGGCGUGCGGCGGAGGCGGCGCGUACCUAGGGGUGGUGGUGGCGUGCGCGGCGGGGUCCGUGUGCUACGUGCUCGCCAAGGCCGCGGCCGUGCUGCCGCGCCGCGCCGCGGGUGGCGCUCGCGCCGUAGCCGCUGCCGGCGGCCCGGAGGCCAUGCUCCUCCUCUCCCUGGCGCUCGCCGCCGCGCACCUCGCCGUGGCGUACCGGACCAGCUGCCGCGAGCGCCGCCGAAUGCUCGUGUACAGGAUCGACGUUGAAGGCGCCGUGAGGUUAAAAGGAGGCCAUCAAACACCCAAAGGGCCCAAGCAGUAGUGUAGCGUCUGACACUCCGUUCCCAUCAUCACACACGUGCGUAGGCGCCCGAAAGAUUGAUUUCCAUUUUAGGAGCAAAUUUUGGUUGAGUUGUACGCUAAGAUACAUUUGUUACUCGUGUAAACUACUGUCACUGCCACAAGUGAACAUACUGUAAGUACCAAACGGUCGUAUGCUAGCUCAUUAUCAGCAUUUUAUUGCCCCGGCCUCCUGCAGCUGCGACGCAGACGCAGGACGAGCCGUGUUGGACGCCCGGUCGGCCUCCUGCAGUUUUUUUUUUUUUUUUUUGCGUGCGUGUAUAGGUACAAUCGCAGCUGCAGUUUACAUGUGUCCCUUCUGGAAAAACGAGACUUGGACGUGUGUCCGAAGAUACUAAUCAGUAGCUGCACAUAAUAAAACGAUGCAGGCUGUACCGACCCCGGCCGGUUCAGAGAAA